CGUUUUGGAAAGAGCCGAACGGGAGAACCUGUGUCAAAAAGCUCAUCACCGAAAACAGAUUUCGGAGGCUGUUCGAGAAAUGCAUCCGAUCUGUGAAAGGUUUAUAGCGUAAAGACCUUAAAUUCCUUCGGAUCGCCUGAGCUAAGGAUGGAAGCCACAGAAGAAGGCGGCAAAAAUCAGGCUUUCUGCUAUCCAAGUUAAAGCAGCACUGGAAUCCUUGUGGUCAGGAUUACCCCGCUGGAUAGAGUUGUACGAUUGCGGGGUUGUAAUGGAGGUGAAUGAAAAAAACUAUUACAAUUCGACAAAUUUAAUGUAGCUGCUGAACAGCAGCGAGCUGAAUUGCAUUCCAGCUGAAAGUGUCGAGUGCAUCGUGUCGUCGAAUAGAGUGGAAAGGGGGAAAGCAAGGAAGAUUCUUCAAGUCGCGUGUGUUUUUUCACAUCAUGUACAUGAAUAGCUAAUAAAUACCAACCGAUUGGCAAGCUCACAGAUUGUAAGAGCUCUGGCGCUGGCCACAAUUACCCUGAUACAACAAAAAAGGAUUUUCAAAGGAAAUUCACUGGAGACGGUCAAUUUCUCCAUGUGGACUGAAGAAAAGUAUGUUCACUGAAAAUAAAAGCAACUGAAGAUGAAUAUUCAAGUCUGAAAUCUAGAGGGAAAUAUUUCUGAUGUAGAAAAUUGUAAUUUACUUUGGAACUCCUUUGAAACAAUCGUCGAUUUACUGAGAUUUCAUCCAAUAUCAAGGAGAACCUUUGCUUCUAUAUUUGUGGCACACAAUUGUACACAAUGCCACUUCACAAGGAGAGGCCACCAUGGUUUAAUUGCAUAUUGAGAGUGGUGAUGAUGCCUCCAGUACGAAAGGGAUUUGAUAUUACCUUCCUUCUUUGGAUACUCGGAUUUACAUUAAAGGGCAGCCUGGUGCUUUGCCAGAAACUCGACGAGCCCUACCCAGUGGUGAACACCAAUUAUGGCAGACUGAGGGGGAUCAAAAAAGAACUAAGUAAUGAAAUCUUGGGUCCAGUAAUCCAGUACCUUGGUGUGCCAUAUGCUGCUUCACCAACAGGAGAACGUCGUUUCCAACCCCCUGAACCGCCUUCUUCUUGGUCAGAAAUACGAAAUGCCACCCAUUUUGCACCAGUCUGUCCCCAGAAUAUACAUGGUAUGUUGCCAGAUGUAAUGCUCCCCGUGUGGUUUACUGCCAACUUGGAAGUAAUUGCAUCUUAUGUUCAAGAACAGAAUGAAGAUUGCCUCUUUCUAAACAUAUAUGUGCCUACUGAGGAUGUAAAAAGAAUAUCGAAGGAAUGUGCCAGAAAACCGGGCAAGAAAAUAUGUAGAAAAGGAGGUCCCCUUGCAAAGAAACAGGCUGAUGAUUUAGGUGAUAAUGAUGGCACAGAAGAUGAAGAUAUUCGUGAUAGUGGACCCAAACCUGUUAUGGUCUUCAUCCAUGGUGCAUCAUACAUGGAAGGCACAGGAAAUGUAUUUGAUGGUAGUGUACUGGCGAGUUAUGGCAAUGUCAUAGUCAUCACACUCAACUAUCGGCUUGGCGUUUUGGGAUUCCUGAGCACUGGGGACCAAGCCGCGAAAGGAAACUAUGGGCUUCUUGAUCAAAUACAAGCUUUACGAUGGAUUAGUGAAAAUAUAGCUUUCUUCAGCGGCGAUCCAUUAAGAAUAACUGUUUUUGGAUCUGGUGCUGGUGGCUCUUGCGUCAAUUUGUUGACUUUGUCCCAUUAUUCUGAAGGUAACCGUUGGAGCAAUUCAACCAAAGGCCUUUUUCAGAGAGCAAUAGCACAAAGUGGUACUGCUUUGUCCAGCUGGGCAGUCAGCUAUCAGCCAGCAAAGUUCGCAAGGCAGUUGGCCACAAAAGUUGGCUGCAACAUGAUAGAUACCAUUGAGUUGAUUGAAUGUUUACGUUCUAAACAGUACAAGGAACUUGUUGAACAAGACAUACAACCUGCAAGAUACCAUAUUGCCUUUGGACCAGUCAUUGACGGAGAUGUUAUACCAGAUGAUCCUCAGAUUCUCAUGGAACAGGGGGAAUUCCUUAAUUAUGACAUCAUGCUGGGAGUAAAUCAAGGUGAGGGAUAUAAAUUUGUUGAAAGCAUAGUGGACAACGAGGAUGGAGUUUCAGCCAGUGAUUUCGACUUUGCUGUGUCUAAUUUUGUGGAUAACUUGUAUGGUUAUCCUGAAGGCAAGGAUGUCCUGAGGGAGACCAUCAAAUUCAUGUACACAGAUUGGGCGGACCGGCAUAAUCCCGAAACACGGAGGAAAACAUUGCUGGCUUUGUUUACUGACCAUCAGUGGGUGGCACCAGCAGUGGCUACAGCUGACCUACAUUCAGGGUUUGGUUCACCCACUUUCUUCUAUGCCUUUUAUCAUCACUGCCAGAGUGACAUGAUGCCAGCUUGGGCUGAUGCAUCUCACGGAGAUGAAAUUCCUUAUGUCUUUGGGGUCCCAAUGAUUGGUGCAACUGAACUUUUCCCUUGUAAUUUCUCCAAAAAUGAUGUCAUGCUCAGUGCUGUUGUGAUGACCUACUGGACUAACUUUGCAAAAACAGGUGACCCAAAUCAACCGGUCCCUCAGGAUACCAAAUUUAUCCACACCAAACCAAACCGUUUUGAAGAGGUUGCCUGGUCAAGAUAUACUCAGAAAGAUCAACUCUACCUGCACAUUGGACUGAAACCGCGCGUUAAAGAGCAUUACAGAGCCAAUAAAGUCAACUUAUGGUUAGAGCUGGUUCCUCACUUACAUAGUUUGAAUGACAUUUCCCAGUAUACUUCUACAACUACUAAAGUCCCGUCUGAAAUUACAAACAGACCAUCAAAGAAGUGGUCUGUUACCACGAAACGUCCUGUGACCUCGGUCUUUCCCACUGUCAAGCAAGACGACCAGAAGCAUUCUGCGGGCCCUUUCUUGGUUGAUCAAAGGGACUACUCAACGGAGUUAAGUGUUACCAUUGCAGUUGGAGCUUCCCUUUUGUUCUUAAAUAUCCUUGCCUUUGCAGCGUUGUAUUAUAAGAAGGAUAAAAGGAGGCACGAUGUUCACAGAAGAUGCAGCCCUCAACGCAACACCGCCAAUGACCUAACUCAUGCACAAGAAGAAGAAAUUAUGUCCCUGCAGAUGAAGCACACUGAUCUUGAUCACGAAUGUGACUCCAUCCAUCCACACGAGGUUGUUCUGCGGACAGCCUGCCCUCCGGAUUACACAUUAGCAAUGAGGCGAUCCCCAGACGAUAUACCUUUAAUGACACCGAAGACCAUUACUAUGAUUCCAAAUACUAUACCUGGUAUGCAGCCGCUCCACACGUUCAACACAUUUACAGGAGGACAAAACAACACCCUUCCUCAUCCUCAUCCCCACUCACAUUCAACCACUAGGGUAUAGCCAGGCAAGAUCUGAAGAUAACAACAACUCAAAAAGUGUGAGAUUGCGAGUGAAGAUCAUAUUUGAAUUGGUGUUCAUGGUGCAUGACCAUUACUAAAUAUUAAGAGGAAACAAUCUGUGGUAAUUGUCUUUAAUACAGUUGGAUAAAUUCCUAAAAGGCAAGUAAGUUUGGACCCGUCUGAUCAAUUAAAAAAAUUCUAGUAGAUGGCAAUAUUUUGCAGUUCUCUUGGGAAAGGAGAAGUAUUUUUCUCUGAAGACUUUGAACUACGUGUUCUGCUUUGGUGCCAAAAGCAAUGUUGUCCCGUUAGGCAUGUGUUGCACUAAUGAAGAAGGAUUUAAAACAAUAACUUUGAAGACUGCACAAAUGCACAAGGAGCAAGUUCCUAGAAUGAAACAAAUUCUGUCUAUUUUCUUUUUGGAACAAUGCCAUUGUUCAAAUUUGCUAAUGAAAUGUACAUUCAGUACAUGCUGUUAAGUUUUGUGUAGAGUAUUCAUGCACAAGGAUAUGACUGCUUUCUUUCAAUGAGACAGAAGAAUAGACCAAUUACUGCCAUGAACAGCUUUUUGCAAAGUGCUUUCAACACAAUUUCGGCAAACAUGCGACAGGACAUUUUUAGCACGAUGCGCAUGAUUAUUUAUCUGCUUUGUGACUGUGCUGCUCAAUAAGCUGUGAUAAGAACAUACUUUGCUUCCCCAUAAAAAUUAGUAUUAAAAACACUUCCUUCAUCAGAUGACAACCUGAGGAAGAGUUUGAUGCAAAUCCAAUCAAUAAGUUCUUGGUAGUUUCAAUAAACAGAUCAAAGAAAGUAGUUUUGUACAAAAAUGUGCUAGAAUAAUUGUUGACGUAAACACAGUCAUAAAUUCUAGAAAAGGGAAUUUUCGGUGUUGUAAUUUUUCUUCAUCAAAUUCCAGUCCUUUUCUAAUUAUUUAGUGCCAGCUUAUCAAACAGCAGUAAAAGGAAUCUAGUUUGCUCUCGUUCGCAAGUAUCAUUGACAGUGUGGUUGACAGCAGUAUGUUCAUUCUAACAAUGUGCUGUUGAGAAAUGAGACCCUAUGCCAAAAUAAAUAAAGAUUUAAGUAAAGUUAAAGUUAGUUUUAUUAAAUAACAAGUUGAUCAGAAAUUCUCAGAAUGCGAAUGCAUUGGGAAGGAUAUUGAAUUCAGAUUAUUUUGCAAUAACAUUGGCAUAAAAUGUAUAACAAAAUAGCAGAAUGUGAUUAACCAUCCUUCUUUCAAUUAGUUAUGUGAAUUGAAAAGUUUACAACCUGCUUAAUGUCAUGUUACCAUUGAUUGGAUAUAACACCACUGCCACUUUUAGGAGGACAUCAAAAUUGCCAGACGAACUUUCGCCAAAUUAUUUUUAUUUUCUGUUGUAUAAAUGACUUACAACAUUUGAUUUUGUUAUGCAUGCCCCAAAACACUUUUUGUUUAUCUGAAAGCAUGUUAAAAAUUCAUCGUUUGUCCCUUUUAAAAUAAAUAUUAGUUGCGGGCAUCUUUAUAUGACAGCCAUUGAAUUACUCCUGAUCAUCUGCUCCACGUAUACAAGCAGUGUGUAACAGGAGUCUGAAGGAGGGUUUCGGCCCGAAACGUCGCCUAUUUUCUUCGCUCCAUAGAUGCUGCUGCACCCGCUGAGUUUCUCCAGCAAUUUUGUGUACCUUGUAACAGAUUUCAUAUGGUUCAUUGUAAAUCAUGCAAACCUAAAUGAAAUCAAUUAAAUUAAAUAACUUAGUGCUGCAUAGAUAUUUGCUGUUUAUUAAACUAUUUCCUAAUAAGCACGAGUAUCAGAACUGAUUUGGAAUUUUUUUACUCAAGAAAGCUUUUGAUUAAUAAUCUGGAAAAAAAUGAGUAAUAGGAAGAGAUUUCUCCAAGUAGUUUUGCGACAUGCGAGGCAAUUUAUGAUGCGAAUGGAUAAUGCUCAUUGAUUACUUGAUGCUUUAUUCUAAAACUUAGAAUAAAACUUUUGAGUUUUAUGGUUUCCCUAGACUCCUAGCAAUUAAUUAAUUCUCAUAUAAAUGAUUGUGGUUUGUAAAGCAGUUGUUUACUUAAUUUCAUUAAGUGAUUUUUUUUUUUGGAAAGUCUGGACCUUUUUUGCAUAAGUUUGCAUUUGGUAACAACAUGCUAAUUUGAUUUGAAAUACAUUAAAAAUUAAGGAACAGAAAUGUUCUUUAUUGUGCUGUGCUUUCUGUAAAUGAUUUACCUUGGAAUUGCUGUAAUUCACAUGCACAUUGCUUCUGUUGUGUUAAAUAUCGAAAAGAUGCUGCGCAGUUACUAUUCGCUAAUAGACAUUAGAACUGUAACCACCUGUAAAAACAUUUUUUUUAAUAUUUUGUUCACAAAGAAAAGUCCGGUUCGGUUUAUUCUCGAGGAACCUCAACAUGAGAAAUCUACAUAUUUUGUAAAUAUUUGCAAAUGAGUAUUCUGCUCUGAGAGCUCCUGGUGACAUUAUCUGUAAAAUGUAUGUAGAAGGUUUUAAAAUUGUUCAUAGUUGACGGCAUGCAGUAUAGCAUCGGUUGUGAUCCCUUAUACAUUCAGUAUGGACAUGCUAUUUAUGAAAUCUGACAAGUAAGAAGGAUUAGAAUGGGAAUGAAUACUUAAAAACGUUUUACUCCAAUUUUAUAACUUCACAAUUUUGCUAAUUUGGAUUUUUUUGAAUUAAAUUACAAGAUAUCAUGAACUUAAACUGAAUUUAUGACAUAUUGCGGCUUUAAUUGUUGUAAGAAGGCAGAACAUGAGAUUUAUUGCGUGUAUUUCACAUGAAUAUUGUGACACAACUGGGGAAAUUAAAAUAAUAAGGGCUGUCAAAAGUGCCCUGACAGUUUGUUGCUUGUAAAUUGUUUCUCCUGUGCUGUUUGAGGUAAUUUGCCCUUUUCAUUUUCCAGUGAUAAGUUGUAUUUGAGUAUUGCUACUUAACGUAAGCGACAUUAGAUAGUUUGAGUGAACAUUUGCCAAAAACCAUUUGAUUGUUGAAGUGCACAAAAAGCAUUUGUUCAGGAUCGUUUCCCAAACAAAGUUCAUGGUAUAUUGCACAGCCUGUAUAUGUUUCUAAGUUUUUGUUUUCACAAGUCAAAUGAUUUUUGUCAUCAAAUAUUUCCCUGCCAUUUGUCACUUGCAGAAACAAUCAUUUAAUUUUAUUUGCAAAGGCAUAAUACCCUCAAAUGACUGUGAAAUUUAUGUCUGAACAACCAUGACUCAAACAUUUCCUAAUAUCAUUAAUAAAUAUAAUAUUUUUUAACUUGUCCAGGCUGUUCCUCAUUGUUAUCUAGUUUUUUGUACUCUGUGACUGGAGUCCCUGUUAGAUAUUUUAUCAAGCUAAAUUUAUUUCCAGAAUUUUAUGGAAGGAUUUUUUUUACUUUAGAGUAUAUUUAUUUUCCAUUUAGUAUGCAAUAAAUCCUCCCAAUAUUCUCUGUUUCUCCCAAAAAUGGCAAUUAGUAAUAAAAGAUUGUAUAAUGUAUAUCCUCACAACCUCCUGGCAUUCUAUACCAGAUGGUGCGAAGUCAUCUGCAAGGCCAGGUAGCAGCAGCCUGUUUGAUUAAGGAUCUCAAUCAUAACUAACCCGAAUACCUUUCUCAUUCCAUUCACAUACAUCCCUACUUACACACACAUGCACCCAAACACAUACUCACUAACACCAUUUGCCAACAGUAGCCACUGGUUAGCAAGACCAUGAACCCUGGUUAAGUUUACAGCACUUCCACUGUCAAUAGGGACCAUGAAUCAAAACUCUACUUUUCCUGAUCUGUUUGAUGCACCACUGCAGUAUAAAUAGUAAACCAUUACGACCUCAAAACAUAACAGGCGGCUGCCAUUAUUGAAUUGUGAUUUUGCAGGAGACUCUCUCGCUCUCUUUCUCUCUCUAUCUCUCUCUCCAUCUUCCCUUUCUCUGCCUGUCUGUCUGUCUCCCUCUCCCUCUCUUUCUCCUCUCUCUGCCAGUCUCUCUCUGGUUCGGUAUGUAUAUGUCUGUCUAUCUCUGUUUCUAUCUCUCUCUCUCUCUCUCUCUCUCUCUCUCUUUCUCUCUCUCUCUCUCUCUCUCUCUCUCUCUCUCUCUCUCUCUCUCUCUCUCUCUCUCUCUCUCUCUCUCUCUCCCUCUCUCUCUCUCUCUCUCUCUCUUUCUCUCUCUCUCUCUCUCUCUCUCUCUCUC
Molecule: messenger RNA, 7513 nt
Organism: Leucoraja erinaceus (little skate)
Lineage: Eukaryota; Metazoa; Chordata; Chondrichthyes; Rajiformes; Rajidae
Gene: nlgn1
Product: neuroligin 1
Exons: 8
Coding region: 784-3378 (864 amino acids)
Biological process (GO): postsynaptic membrane assembly; presynaptic membrane assembly; neuron cell-cell adhesion
Cellular component (GO): postsynaptic specialization membrane; synapse; cell surface
Molecular function (GO): neurexin family protein binding; signaling receptor activity
Source: RefSeq, a predicted model, not a curated record